UGAAAAAAUUGGAAAGCACAGGAAGAGUGAGAAAGGUGGGAGGGGCAAUUUAGGAUUUCUACGCACAAAAUAUCGCCCUCCAAAUUCCUAAACAAAGCGGGCCAUAAACAACAAAUACCAAAAACUCAGAAAAAGAAAAGAAAAACAGUUGCUCUUUCCAUCCCGUCGUUUCCAAAUUCAGUGGACGAAUCCCCAUUUUCAAACUUGUCUUCUCUUAGCUAUGGCCACAACAACAGCACAGCAGAAUCAGGAAAAUCCUAUAAAAACCCUAGAUCAACCGUCAGAUCCCAAUCCAACGGCUGAAACCGUAUCGCCGCCGACAUCUGAUAGUGCUAAAGAGGAAACCAAGGCGGCGGCGGCGGGUGGAGAUGACAGCUGUCAAGGUAAUGAUAGUCAGAAGAAGAUGAAACGAGCUGAGCGGUUUGGUAUGCCUGUUCAGUCAUCUGAACAAGAGAAGCGAAAUUCUCGAGCUGAGAGGUUUGGCACUGGGUCCCCAGUUCAAGGUUCAGAUGCUUUAAAGAACUCUGAUGAGCAUAAAAGGAAGGCUAGGGCGGAGAGGUUUGGGCUUGUGAAAACUGACACAACUGACGAGGAUGCUAAGAAGAAAGCUAGGUUGACAAGGUUUGCACCACCAGCGAAGAUUGAUCAAGUGGAGGAAGAUAAAAGGAAAGCUAGGGCUCUUAGGUUUUCACAAUCCCAGCAUGGUUCACAAUCACAAGCAAACGGCAAAGCAAAUAAUGAGCAGGAAGCUGUUGCUGUGGACAAGGCUGGAGAACCUGAAUGAUUCCAACCCUUCUUAAAGAGUUGGUGGGCUAGGAUUCUCAUCUUUUUGACUUCCACGUAGCUUAUAUAAAUUUUGGCCUUUGAAUUACAGCAAAAAGGGCUUUCCUCAUCUACUAAAGUAGGCAUACUAUGUGUUUCUAGAGAGCACUAGGAUAAUCGACUAUCACUUCCUAGCGUCAAACUACCGGAAAUGACCCAUAAUCAAUAUAUUAAAAAUGAUGAAACUACAACCGAAGUACUUUCUUGAAUGUUUGAUCUGACAACUUCAUCAAUCUCUCAGUUAUUAAUCUGCAAUUACUGUCACGUUUAUCUUGUAAUGCAUUACCCUCUUAACAUAGAAAAACAGACUCCUGUUGCAUAUCAAGGAUCAAGUAGGGCUAGAUUUUUAGUUCCGACUUAUCCAAUUGGUCCGGAGUUGAUUGUAGAUUGUUUUAUGUUAAAACAUUUGUGUUCCCCAAGGUUCCAGGCUGUCAUUGAACAUGCAUUAGUUGUAAGAGGUCUACUUCUUGGGUAUUUGGCUUUUUCAUUCAACCUUAUUGACCCUUCAUCUCUCCAAUAGCUGACGUGGAAAGUGCAGUACAUCUUGUGUUCUCUAGCAGAUAAAUAUUUGUCUUGCAUUUGAAGAUCCAAUAUAAUUUGUACUACUCUUUGAUGCAUCAUAUGGAUUUGGUCCGACCAUGUUGUUAUCAAUUAUCUUGUUGGGUUCUCCGCAGGCAGUUAGAAAGGUAAGACUAGUUAAUAUUUGUUGCAUAUAUAGUUGCUACUUGCUAGUGCAUCUCAUGGCUGUGAAACUUGUUUGCACACUGCUUGACUUUCUGUGAAGUUACAUUGCUGUGUCAUAUGACGGUCUAGUUGUCUAAUCCACAUUUCUUCAAACUGGUUCUUUUUUGGAUUAGCUGUUUUGGUUAUGAAAAGGUUCAAUGAUUUAAAGAGCUUUCCAAGUUCUCUUAAAAUUUUGAUGUGGGUCAUUUCGGACAGAUUGACACUAAGGAGGGGUUGUUCAACUACCUAGUAUCUCCAGGUAAAUCUUGUAGGCUGCAGUCGAUGGCCGUGUAAGAAGUAGGUUUAAAAUUUGUUAUGAAGACAUCUAGUUGUGUAUUUGUACUUGUUAUUGUAAACAACAAUGUUAAUUUAGUUGUGUUUAGUCAUUGUGCUUUUACUAAAA
Capsicum annuum is the source of this 1948-nucleotide messenger RNA. RefSeq names its product protein MODIFIER OF SNC1 11. Gene Ontology annotation, cellular component: nucleus. NCBI's taxonomy places the organism in Eukaryota, Viridiplantae, Streptophyta, Magnoliopsida, Solanales, Solanaceae. The transcript is spliced from 6 exons. The record is from RefSeq and is a predicted model, not a curated record. The coding region runs from base 221 to 784 and encodes 187 amino acids. Gene Ontology annotation, biological process: poly(A)+ mRNA export from nucleus.